Messenger RNA from Prunus dulcis (almond), 1606 nucleotides. Its product is annotated as ammonium transporter 1 member 4-like. NCBI's taxonomy places the organism in Eukaryota, Viridiplantae, Streptophyta, Magnoliopsida, Rosales, Rosaceae. Gene Ontology annotation, cellular component: membrane. Bases 4 to 1506 code for a protein of 500 amino acids. The transcript has a single exon. Gene Ontology annotation, biological process: ammonium transmembrane transport; ammonium homeostasis. Gene Ontology annotation, molecular function: ammonium channel activity. The record is from RefSeq and is a predicted model, not a curated record.
CCCAUGGCUGCUAUCUCUUGCUCAGCCUCUGACCUCCAACCCCUUUUGGGUGCAGCUGCCAAUGCCACCGCAGCCGCCCAAUACAUCUGCGGCCGCUUUGAUGCCGUUUCGAACAAGUUUGUUGACACAGCCUAUGCUGUUGACAACACCUACCUUCUCUUCUCUGCCUACCUUGUUUUCGCGAUGCAGCUCGGCUUUGCCAUGCUCUGUGCCGGCUCUGUUCGUGCCAAGAACACCAUGAACAUAAUGCUCACCAAUGUCCUUGACGCUGCCACAGGCGGCCUCUUCUACUACCUUUUUGGUUUUGCCUUGGCCUUUGGCACCCCCUCCAAUGGCUUCAUAGGCCAACACUUCUUUGGCCUUAACAAGUUUCCUUCUCAGUCUUUCGAUUACGGUUACUUUAUUUAUCAAUGGGCUUUUGCCAUUGCAGCUGCUGGAAUCACAAGUGGUUCCAUUGCUGAACGAACCCAAUUCGUUGCAUACUUGAUCUAUUCAUCUUUCUUGACUGGCUUCGUCUACCCCAUUGUUUCUCAUUGGUUUUGGUCUGCUGAUGGAUGGGCAAGCCCUGCUCGUGCUGACAAUCUUUUAUUUGGUUCUGGGGUCAUUGAUUUUGCAGGCUCUGGUGUUGUUCACCUGGUUGGAGGCAUAGCAGGCUUGUGGGGUGCUCUUAUCGAAGGCCCCCGCAUAGGCCGGUUCGAUCAUGAAGGUAGGUCUGUGAGUCUGCGUGGACAUAGCGGCACAUUGGUUGUUUUGGGCACAUUUCUGCUUUGGUUUGGUUGGUAUGGCUUCAAUGCAGGCUCAUUCCUCAACAUUCUCAAGGCCUAUGGAGAGAGUGGAUCCUAUUAUGGACAAUGGAGUGCAAUAGGAAGAACUGCAGUGACAACCACAAUGGCUGGAUGCUCAGCAGCACUGACUACUCUCUUUGGGAAGCGCUUGCUCUCCGGUCAUUGGAACCUCACCGAUGUUUGCAAUGGCCUGCUUGGCGGGUUUGCAGCAAUCACCUCUGGUUGCUCAGUUGUUGAUCCUUGGGCUGCAAUCAUUUGUGGGUUUGUGGCAGCUUGGGUUUUGAUGGGAUGCAACAAGCUUGCUGAGAAGUUGAAGUAUGAUGAUCCAUUAGAAGCAGCACAGCUUCAUGGAGGGUGUGGCUCAUGGGGAAUUAUAUUUACUGCAUUGUUCGCCAAAAAGGCUUAUGUGGAUGAAGUCUAUUCAAGGCAACCAAACAGGCCAUAUGGGCUUUUGAUGGGAGGAGGUGCAAAGCUCUUGGCUGCACAUUUGGUUCAGAUUGUGGUGAUUGUAGGGUUUGUGAGCUUGACAAUGGGAACAUUGUUUUUCUUGCUGCACAAGUUGAAGCUCUUGAGGAUUUCAUCAGAGGAGGAGAUGGCAGGAAUGGAUGUGACCAGUCAUGGUGGAUUGGCUUAUGUAUAUACCGACGAAUGCAACGAUCCGGCAAUGCUCAAACCUGGAUUCAUGGUCUCAAGGACAGGCCCUCCUUCAUCAGCUGUUUAAUUUGAGUUUUGAUGCUCCUACCCCCUUAAAUUUAAACUGUAAUAUAGUUUGGUUAGGUACUUUUAAUUGAUGAAAUAUGUAGACCAGUUCGCAUUGCAAA